Molecule: messenger RNA, 2457 nt
Organism: Penicillium brasilianum
Lineage: Eukaryota; Fungi; Ascomycota; Eurotiomycetes; Eurotiales; Aspergillaceae
Source: the annotation of a GenBank genome assembly
CCCUCCUCCACUCCCGGACACACUAAUUUAGCACCUGGCACUACUUUCUCAGCCCUGUCGCGCUUUCAUUCUUUUGCAUCUCAGAUUUCGCAACUCAUUUAUAAUGACCUCUUCCAUCUCGUCCACGAUGUACUGAAAGUCUACUCUGUACACGUCUUCAUGUCGCGACCCCACACCUCGUUCCUCCCUCCACACCCCCCAUGGAAGUGCGCAAUGCGGGCGCUCCAUUAAAGGCUGAAUCGUCGCCAGACUCGCAAUCUCCUUCGCACUCCCAAUCGCCAGACUCGCAGUCUCCAUUGCAAGCUCCGUCCCACAACCAACGGCCCUCGUCCGAGCCUGCUCCACCUCGAAAGCGCGUCCGCCGCUGGCACCAUCGCGGAUUCAAGGGUUGCUCGACGUGUCGCCGUCGCCAUGUACGCUGCGACGAGGCGUCGCCAACCUGCAACAACUGCACGCGCCUGGGGCUCCAGUGCGAUGGCACGCAAGGUCGUAUGACAUUCAAGGUCUAUGGGCCAUCCCAGGCGCAGGAUGCGGGUCAAGCGCCUAGGAAGCAGAAGAAGGGCAGCCGCAGCCCAGAGUCAUUGGGCGAGUCGUACAUCACAAGUACUUUCUCUGUGAAACUCAAAGACGCAAAGGCGGAGGAUUGCGAGGCCCUGAUCGUGUCACCGACGACCGUGUCGCAGUGGUCGGGCCAGACUCAGUUCCGUUUCCAGCAACCCGUGUUCCAACCGAACAUCCGAUCAUUGACCAUACAGUGUACCGACGAGCACUACUUUUCGCAUUUUGUCAACCAGGUGUCGACCUUGUUGAUCAUCUACGACACCCAUAUCAAUAUCAAUCCCUAUCGCAGUUACUUCCCGGAUUUAGCGCGCUCGUCUCCCUCGAUGAUUGGCGCGAUGCAGGCAUUGGGUGCACUGCAUCUGGCAAACACCUCGGUCGGCGCGGAUCGUAAUAAACAUUUUCAGCAGGCAAUGGGGAAGUAUGGGCAGGUUGUAAAGAUGUUUCGAGAUCGGUACGCUCUUCCUGGUGGACAGCUUGGGAUGAGGGACUUUGCGACCUGUUUACUGCUCUGUCUAUUUGAGAUGAUGGACUCACAGCACCAGAAUUGGGACGUCCACCUCAAGGGCGCGCGCGAAAUCUACAACUUCCUCUUCUUCCCGCAUACCGGCAAUGCUGCUCGCGAAGCACAACGUCUCGUCGAGAUCAGACAUCCUCUCCGAUCAUUCCUCGUCUCCUUGCUCUCGUAUCUGGAUGUGGCUGGUGCAUGUGCGAGAUCAGGUGGCACGGUGGUAACCGGAAGUUACUGGAAGACCCAUGGAGGAGGAUGGGAGUAUAACCUCGGGAUGCCGAGUCUAUCUACCUCGCCUCUUCAGGAUGAUCCACGGUUGCUAGAGUUGCGACAAGCGUGGUCCAGCAUGAUGGAGGUCCAAGCUGCGAUUAGCACGUUUGCUCGCGAUAAAGAGUGGAUGUCCCCGGAUCACCAGGAUAUGGUGUACAAGAAUAUUUUCCACGAGCUGGUAACUUGGCGCGCCAGCACGCCGAUUAGCCUACAGUUACUUGGGGAUAUGGACUUGGAUGAUGACACUUUGCGAGGAUUCCCGUAUCCCGAUAUGUUGGAAUACGUCGGGUGCGUGGAGGCCUAUGAAAAGGCGACCUUCGUUCAUCUGCAUCAGAUAGCUGGGGCGGGUCGACCAAACUGGAUCACCGACCGAGCGUACCUGGACAUGCUCAUUACGCGCAUUCUUACCCUCAUCCGCAAGCUAUCCAAAGACGUGGGUCAGCUGGCCGUCUUGUGGCCUCUUUUCAUCGCCGGACAGGAAACCCGCAAGCAAGAGGAGCAGCAAUACGUUCAGCAAACCAUGCACGAGCUUAAACGGUUCGGCUUUAGAAAUGUCGACAAAGCGCUGGAGCUCCUCGAAGGUGUGUGGUUUAAACGGCGCGCGUUUCCGGAAGGCUGGACGGAAACGUUGAAUGAGAUUCAGACCAAUAUUCUCUUGCCAUGAUGGGAGAAUCGUUGGCCCACAUUCUUGGCACUUCAAUCCUUCAACGAUAAUGCCCAGGGACACCUAUAGUGCGGCAUUGCCAUCGCAUUGCCGAGAGUCCUCCGAUCUCUCCUCACGACGCGCAUCCGCGUCGUGUAUCUCGAUACCCUCAUCCCCACUCUGCUGGACUACUGUUACUCCAGCAUGUUCAUACACACAACAUAUUUCAUGAUAGAACACGGACGAGCUUGACACGAACUUGGAACGAAAUGCUCAUACGUUUUGGAGUCGGGGUUUCAUUGUUUAUACAUACAUAGUUUCUGGACACACAUUAUCUUUCUCGGAUAUACCAUUGUGAAUAGUUAAUGGUCUCAUGAAUGUUUCUUGAGCGAAUGUCAAUGUCGAAUUGCUGAAUUUCAGCUUCUAUUCCAUGAUGACUCUGCUUUUAUCCUCGUCUCGACCGAUACAUGACCGG